AUGUCAGAGUCACGAUCGACAACGAAAACAUCAACAACAGCAAAAAAACGGUUUCAUCUAGGUAUGAUUUUCAAUCAAGUUGCAAAACUCUUUGUGCCUGCAAACAAUAAUCAAGAAGAAAAACCAAAACCUAAAAAAUUUUUUAUAUUACCAUCAAUCUCUGUAACAUCACCUGAUGGAGAAACAACUCCAGUUGAAUAA
Molecule: messenger RNA, 201 nt
Organism: Rotaria sordida
Lineage: Eukaryota; Metazoa; Rotifera; Eurotatoria; Philodinida; Philodinidae
Source: the annotation of a GenBank genome assembly